AGAGACACUUGAGAAUCAUCACCACCAUUCGUUAAUCUCUCGCUUAACACGUUCGCUUCAAGAUCUUCCCAACUCUCGCUUUCACAUCUUUGUUUCGUUCCUGUCAUGUCUGACUCAAAACCACAUGCCUACUACUUUGUUCCCCGGAAGCCGGUAUCGGCAGACUCCGAAACAGGCUUCAGCCUUCAUAGGACUCUGACACGAUCAAGAUCUAGCUUAUGGCGAGGAUGGAGUCCAGGACUACCUUCUUUCUCAGAAUAUGAGAGAACAGCAUACAAAUUUCCCUGGCUCCAAGACCCAGCGGAGGAAUCAGGCAGCAGACAUCCUGGGAUUAUCUUGGAGACGUCUGCUCCUGACGAUCGUUCACACUUGCUUUCUCACGAUGGCACGCAGGCAGGACCCUCUGCGGAAAUCCCUCCCGAGGAAAAGCCUGCACAGGGAAUCACGCCCGAUGAUCCGGAAGACCCAGACCUGGUAACAUGGUCUGGGCCCGAUGACCCAAUGAACCCAAAGAACUGGGCCAGGCACAAGAAAUGGACUGCCACCAUCUUGGUCUCAUGUUUCACAUUCAUAUCGCCAGUCUCCUCAACCAUGCUAGCCCCCGCGCUAGACACCCUCGCCGACGAAUUUGACGUCGAGUCUGACAUUGAGACUUAUCUCCUCAUGUCCAUCUUCCUACUAGCGUACGCCGUGGGGCCAUUCGUCCUUGCUCCGUUAUCAGAGAUGUAUGGUCGUGUUGUCGUGCUUCAGUCUGCCAACAUGUUUUACUUGAUCUUCAACACUGUCUGCGGCUUCUCUGCUUCAAAGCAGCAGAUGUUGGCUUUUCGGUUUCUCAGUGGACUUGGCGGGAGUGCUCCUCAAGCUCUUGGUGGCGGCGUACUGAGUGAUUGUUGGAGAGCCGAAGAGAGGGGCACAGCGACUGCCAUCUACAGUCUUGCUCCCUUUCUUGGGCCUGCUGUUGGGCCUAUCGCUGCCGGAUACCUGACACAGUAUCUCUCAUGGCGCUGGAUCUUCUGGACCGUCUCCAUCGCUGAUGCGGUCGUCCAAAUUCUCGCCUUUCUCUUCCUUUCUGAGACUUACGCCCCCAAGAUCUUGGCAGUCAAAGCUGAAAUUCUGCGUAAGAAGACGGGAAACGUGAACCUCCGUACGGAGUUUGAUCAACCGGACAGGACUUUCGGACAGACGUUGCGGAAGAAUCUUGUUAGACCAUUCAGAAUGCUCUUUACUCAGCCAGCGCUGCAGAUCACCGCGGUGUACAGGGCGUACCUGUAUGGUCUUAUGUAUCUUGUCCUCGCUUCGUUCCCUUUUGUGUGGAGUGAGCAAUACGACAUGGAACCCGGACCGGCUAGUUUGAACUACAUCUCACUUGGUGUUGGUUUCGUGAUCGGGUUACAGAUAUCCGGACCCCUUAUUGAUAAGGUCUAUCGCAAGCUCAAGGCGCGAAACAAUGACACAGGGUGUCCAGAGUUCAGAAUUCCUCUCAUGUUCCCCACAGCCAUCAUCACCCCCGUAGGCCUCCUACUGUACGGAAUCGCAGCACACUUUGAAGUCCACUGGAUCGUUCCAAACAUUGGAGCAGCAACUCUGGCCGCUGGGCUGAUACUCUCGUUUCAGUGCGUGCAGACCUAUGUCAUCGACUCUUAUGAGAGAUAUGCGGCCAGCGCAGCAGGCGCGGCGGCCUUUGUGCGGACGAUGGCUGGUUUCAGCUUCCCGUUGUUUGCACCGAGAUUAUACGAUGUGUUGGGUAUUGCCUGGGGUAAUGUGUUGCUUGCUGGUAUUGUCUUUGUGAUGGGGUUGAUCGUGCCCUUUGUGAUGUGGAGAUGGGGCGCGUGGCUUAGGAGCAAGAGCCAGUACUGCGCUGGCUGAAGAGGAUCUCGUGCGUUUGUUGCGUACCAGGUCUUGUGUUCAUGGCUACAUGUACUCAAGACGUCACUGACUAAUUGUUGAAAUAGAGUUGCGAUGUCAGGAAUGAUUUACGAUAGAUAACUAGAAUUAUGACCACUCGUCUUGAG
This is a messenger RNA of Colletotrichum phormii, 2012 nucleotides long. Its product is annotated as MFS multidrug transporter. Gene Ontology annotation, molecular function: transmembrane transporter activity. The record is from RefSeq and is a predicted model, not a curated record. NCBI's taxonomy places the organism in Eukaryota, Fungi, Ascomycota, Sordariomycetes, Glomerellales, Glomerellaceae. Bases 106 to 1866 code for a protein of 586 amino acids. Gene Ontology annotation, biological process: transmembrane transport. The transcript has 6 exons.